Haplochromis burtoni (Burton's mouthbrooder) is the source of this 282-nucleotide messenger RNA. Its product is annotated as alcohol dehydrogenase 1-like. The record is from RefSeq and is a predicted model, not a curated record. Lineage: Eukaryota; Metazoa; Chordata; Actinopteri; Cichliformes; Cichlidae. Gene Ontology annotation, cellular component: cytosol. Gene Ontology annotation, molecular function: zinc ion binding; S-(hydroxymethyl)glutathione dehydrogenase [NAD(P)+] activity. Gene Ontology annotation, biological process: formaldehyde catabolic process.
AUUAUAAGUUUGUGUCCCCAUGAACUGCUGUCACACUACUUGUAACUACUCAAGUCCAUCUCUCCACCUUUUUGUUACAGAAAUGACCACUGCUGGUAAUGUCAUCAAGUGCAAGGCAGUAGUAGCCUGGGAGCCCCAGCAGCCUGUGGUGAUUGAGGAGAUAGAGGUAGCACCACCCCAGGCCAAUGAGGUCCGCAUCAAGAUUGUUUCAACAGCGCUGUGCCAUUCAGACCUGUACUGCCUGUUGAAGGUUGUGGAGAAGGAAUUUUUCCCAGUCGUCCU